AUGAUUGUUGAAUAUAUAAUUGUAGGUAAUCUCACAUGGUGGACCACGGAUCAAGAUUUGGCGGAUGCGGUAGCCAGCAUAAAUGUCACCGAUUUGGUGGACAUCAAGUUUUACGAGAACCGAGCGAAUGGCCAGUCGAAAGGGCAGUGCAUGGAGCGGCUAUCCACGCGUCAGUUACACGGUCAAACGCCUGUCGUCAUGCCGUACAACAAACAGUCGCUGAACCAGUUUGAAGCAGCUACGCGGAAACCUGGCGAGAAGCCGCCCCCCAAAGCUGGUUACACCGAGAAGCAGGGGACACCCGUAUUUUUGGGCACGAUUAGAAUCGGAGCCGGCGGGUCAUCGUCGACACCCGUCGGAGGUAUUAUUAGCAGUGGCCAACCGUUAAGAAAUGGCCGUUCGGUUGCCUACAGACCUGGUUGUCAGUCCAUGUCAGGCGCAAUGUCCCUUCCGGCCCCAAUGAUGCUUUCUGGACGCCACCGGAACUCAGUGCCUGUCAGCGUACCCCCUGGUGCCGCUCCCGUCGUUGUACCACCCCCAACUCCGAAUCGCCCUCCUCCUGGCUUUCCUCCGACCAUCAGACCUGUCGGACCACCUCCUGCCCCUGGCUUGCCUCCUCCAGGUGUUCCACCACCGGGUAGUCACGUAAAUCCAAACUUUUAUCCUGGAUUAGUUUCAGCGGCGACUCAUGGGGGACCGGCAAUGGGCGGCGAGCAUCCACUGUCUGACGCUGAAUUCGAGGAGGUCAUGAACCGUAACAGAACGGUGUCCAGCAGUGCCAUUUCGCGCGCUGUGUCGGAUGCCGCAGCUGGAGAUUUCGCUUCGGCCAUCGAGACACUGGUAACAGCCAUUUCCUUAAUUCGCCAGUCAAGGGUUUCCUACGAUGACCGCUGCAAGAUCCUGAUAAGCUCUCUGCAGGAUACAUUGCAUGGCAUCGAGGCCAAGUCGUAUGGUAGACGCUCCAAGGACCGGUCACGCGAUCGGUCGAGGUCCAGGGAACGACGCAGCAAACGCCGGGAACGCUCUCGCACUCGGUCCCGAUCCCGAGAGCGAUACCUCGGUGACUACUCGCCCAGACGACGUCGUUAUUAA
This is a messenger RNA of Soboliphyme baturini, 1092 nucleotides long. NCBI's taxonomy places the organism in Eukaryota, Metazoa, Nematoda, Enoplea, Dioctophymatida, Soboliphymatidae. The record is from the annotation of a GenBank genome assembly.